Messenger RNA from Parnassius apollo (apollo), 978 nucleotides. The record is from the annotation of a GenBank genome assembly. NCBI's taxonomy places the organism in Eukaryota, Metazoa, Arthropoda, Insecta, Lepidoptera, Papilionidae.
AUGAGUAGCACAGGAAAAUACCAAGUUUAUGUCACCCGCUCUGAUAUGCCACAUGGUGGUAUAGAAUUACUCAAAAAACAAUGCAAACUUAUACUCUGGAAUCAGCCAUCCCCAGUACCAAGGUCUGAAUUUCUAAAAAGUGUGGUGGGUGCAAAUGGCAUAUUCUGCUCUCUUACUGACAAAAUUGACAAAGAAGUGUUGGAUGCAGCUGGACCUAACUUAAAAGUUGUGGCAACAAUAUCAGUGGGUUAUGACCAUAUUGAUGUGCAAGAGUGUAGGGAAAGGGGUAUCAGGAUUGGAUAUACGCCUGAUGUGUUAACUGAUGCUACAGCUGAACUUACACUGGCUCUCCUCUUAUCAACCUCAAGGCGUCUACCAGAAGCUCAACAUGAAGCAAAAACUGGGGGUUGGGUUUCUUGGGCACCAACUUGGAUGACAGGGCCAGGGCUUGCUGGUUCCACGGUUGGGAUUGUUGGAUUUGGUAGAAUAGGUCAAGCAGUUGCUAGAAGAGUGAAGUCCUUUAACACUAAGACAAUACUUUAUUAUAACCGCAGUGAGAAACCAGAGGCAAAAGAAAUUGGUGCAGUCAAAGUUACUUUUGAUGAGUUACUCAUGCAAAGUGACUUUGUCAUUUGUUGCUGUGCAUUAGUGCCAGAGACUAAAGAACUGUUUAAUAAGACAGCAUUUGAAAAAAUGAAAAGAACUGCUAUUUUCAUAAACACAAGCCGUGGUGGGACUGUAGACCAAAAUGCAUUGAUUGAAGCUUUACAAAAGAACACUAUCAGAGCUGCAGGCUUGGAUGUGACUACACCAGAGCCUUUACCCUUAGACAGUCUAUUGUUUAAACUUAAGAAUUGUGUUGUGCUACCUCAUAUAGGCAGUGCUUCUAUAGAAGCAAGAAAUACAAUGAGUGAACUGACAGCUAACAACAUUUUGGCUGCCCUGAAUGGGUCAGAAAUGCCAGCUGAACUUAAGUGA